Coregonus sp. 'balchen' is the source of this 1812-nucleotide messenger RNA. The record is from the annotation of a GenBank genome assembly. Lineage: Eukaryota; Metazoa; Chordata; Actinopteri; Salmoniformes; Salmonidae.
AGAUUGCUCCCCACAAGGAAGUGCUGGAGCUCACCCGCACUGUCACUGCACAUCAGGUACGCUCAAUAUGUUUGAUUCUCGUGUCGUUUCCCACGAUAUUACUGUUCCAAAUAGCUGCUUCAACCCAAGGAAUCAUUAAAUGAUUGUGCUUUUCAGCAUGUGUCAAUACGUAUUAUGAUCACAACUCAUGUGGACACCACCCCGGUGUAUGCGAUAGUUUAAGUGCGUGAACAUUUAAUUCAAAAUCGACCUCAAAAGUACCACACGGUUGGGUAUGCCACAGUCAGAUGGAUUCGCCGGAGCCAAAGACAACGAAAACGGUGUCCAGAGAGGACGUGAGUAAAGAAAGCAUGGCGAACAGCCGCCAGGUCAUCGGAAUACAUUUCUGUGGGUCCACGCCUCUGAUGUGGCGUGCGGACGAGUUGAAAUCGGCCCGUGAACUGGGCAUCAUAGGGACCAUGGUGGGGUCUCUGGCCCGACAACCUAGGCAGAACACCCGGAUGGGGAGACCCCUUGAGCUGCUUCCGGAGGAGGGACGACUGCUGGCGGACAUGGGGAGAGCUGCAGUUAUUCCUGACUCAACAGUAAAUUAUGUUUCACUUGUUCAGUACUUUCACGUGUAGUGGUGAUGCUAUAAUAACUAAUUGGCAGCAAAUACUUUGACAUUACAAUUUUUACUGUAUAAAUAAAGCAAUUGGCGGUUGGGAUAGUAAAAGACAGAUCUAGCCACUUAGUGAGCAUAGUACAGCCUCUGUCAAAGUGUUUAGACAUUUAUGGCACAGGUGGUAGUGUCUAGCCAUGUAACUGGGUUGUGGGUUCAAGCCCUAAUAUGGCGUUUCCCCCUCAAGCCCUACACAUUCACAGUUUGGUUCAUUGAUCCUUACAGAAUGAGGAUCCCGAGGUGAACCCAGAGCAAGUGGAGCAGUACCAUGCAGGACUGGAGAACAGCUUUCAGGAACAGGGUGCCUUGGCCUUGGAGGACAGGAAGACGACAUUACGGAGAGUUAUGACUGAGAAACAUAACGGUGAGGGGGCCCCAUCACUCACAUACAGGUAUUUGUGCGAGACAUGGCCAUUCGCACGAGUGAAUCAAGUGUCCUGGCUCUGACGGCACUAUGUUUUCUCUUAGAGGGUUCUGGAAGGCAGGAGGACUCGGACGGUGCGGUUCGAGACCGUCUCGAAGCUCUGGACCACGGCUUCUCAUUCCCUCGCACGGCCAUGGCGGUACAACUGUGCACAGCCCGAGCAGGACUGUCUCACUGUCCCGAGGUGCACCGUUUCCUGGCCGCAGACUGGCCCAUACCACCGGACGAGAGGUCCGAGACCCGGUUCCGAGUGUUCAGGGACCUGAGACGCCAGGGCUUCUACCUCACCUCGGCCGGGAAGUUUGGGGGAGACUUCCUGGUGUACCCAGGUGAGCUCCGUACUUCAAUCACAUUAAUUUAUGGUUAUUUGAUACAAUUUGAUUGAGCUCAGCUCAGUGCAUGAUUCCAGUAGUUUGAAAGUGUCUUUUCUUUUCGAUCUUGCCGACUUUCAUUCUCUACAAAACAGAACCUAUGGUCAUGUGUCAGUCUUUCUGUUCAUCUCUGCUGUAUCCCCUUUCUCACAGGUGACCCCCUCCGUUUCCACGCCCACUUCAUUGCCGUGUGUGUCUCCAUGGACGAGUCGAUGCCCCUGUGUGACGUUCUGGCCAUCGCCAGGCUAGGGUCCAAUGUGAAGAAGACAGUCCUGCUGUGUUCGUCAGGGGAAAGCCAGGAAGAUGACGGGGGGGAGGUGGUGUAUACGUCACUACAGUGGAGUGGAAUGGUGUAG